Messenger RNA from Closterium sp. Naga37s-1, 993 nucleotides. The record is from the annotation of a GenBank genome assembly. NCBI's taxonomy places the organism in Eukaryota, Viridiplantae, Streptophyta, Zygnematophyceae, Desmidiales, Closteriaceae.
AUGCUGGCGAUCAUGCACGCACUCAGGCACGAGUGGGCCCGCCUUCUCGCCUCCUCGUCUCGCCCAGCCAGUGCCAGCAGCGGCGCUGACGUGGCGCUGACGUGGCGUGACGUGUACUCCAUGGCUGCCACGUGGCGGCAGGUAGCGGAACCAACGGAUAAAGUGAUGUGGUCCGAUCGAUACACGGAGAGUGGGUUCAACAAGGGGGUCAUCUCCAGCACCCCCAUCUCAUACGGCCAAUCGCUUAACUUCAAAUACGGCGCAUACGCCGACAGGGCGUUUGUGAUUCUGAAGCAGCUGCUGCUGGAGAGAGGAGUGGUGAAGGCGCAGGAUGGGCUUGUGGAGGUUCCACUCACCAAGGCCGUGCUCAGAAAGGCGCGCAAGGCCAGCACCCACACGCAGCUAGCCGCGGCAGUCAGCCAACCCUCCUUCUACACGCCGCUGCUCAUCCCCAGCUCCGCACAGCCCGGGUGCGCACUGACCUCCGUGCUUGCACCGCGUCCCAUCCAUCCGAUCCCACACCAGGCGCGCAAGGCCAGCACCCACACGCUCAUCCCCAGCUCCGCACAGCCCGGGUAUGCACUGACCUUCACCUCACCGCGUCCCAUCCAUCCCAUCCCACACCAGGCGCGCAAGGCCAGCACCCACACGCUGCUAGCCGCGGCAGUCGGCCAACCCUCCUUCUACACGCCGUUGCUCAUCCCCAGCUCCGCACAGCCCGGAUCCCUUUCCGCCUCCCCCAACCCCCAGCUCGCCACCACGCCUACCCCUCCACAAUCCUACCCCUCCACAAUCCUACCCCUCCACAAUCCUACCCCUCCACAAUCCUACCCCUCCACAAUCCUACCCCUCCACAAUCCUACCCCUCCACAAUCCUACCCCUCCACAAUCCUACCCCUCCACAAUCCUACCCCUCCUACCCCGCCCCCUCCUUCCUUUCCCUGUCCGUGCCUCCUUUCUUCCCCCUUGCCAGCUUGCCCGAGCCCGAGCUAG